GCGGAGCGGGGCGACACCGGGAGAAUGGGUUGGGACUGGAUUGGUUUUGGCUAUGCAGCUCUGGUUGCAUCAGGAGGAAUUACUGGUUAUAUUAAAGCAGGUAGCGUCCCAUCACUAGCUGCUGGUCUUCUCUUUGGCAGUUUAGCUGGACUAGGCGCUUACCAGCUAUCUCAGGAUCCAAAGAAUGUGUGGCUUUCCCUGGUUGCAUCUGGAACAUUGACUGCAGUUAUGGGAAUGAGAUUUCUGAACUCUGGAAAAUUCAUUCCUGCAGGAUUAAUUGCUGGUGCCAGUCUGUUAAUGGUUGGGAGACUUGGUCUGAAGAUGAUGGAAAAACCGAACGAUGAAUAACUGCAUAUGAUGUGACCUGAUAUGUGUAUAGAAAGUGUGAAAGCGCAGCUGCCUGAAGAUGCUACACAAAAUGAACAGAGAAUAUGAGCCCAUUUCUAAUAUCAAAUAAUAAUGUGAUUUUUGAAUUACUCUUUUUUUUGUACUAAGAAAAUUGAUUGGAGGGAUUUUUUAUAUACAAAAUGUCAUUUAUAUCGAGUCAGUCAAUAAUCUCUAUUGCAUGCUAAGAAACUGAGGUAGUGUUAAUUUAAUUUUGCUAAUACUUUUUGCAGUGUAACCUUCCCACUUUGUUUGUCACUCAGAAAAUUUUAGAAGGAAGGGAAACUUGGAGCCAAUGUAAUCAUAAAGAAAAUACCCACAUUAGGCCAGAAGGAGUACUUGCCCAAAUACAACACAGUCUAUACUCUUUCAUAAAGAGUACCCAAAGCAUGGAUAAGAAUGUGUCUGUAUAACACAGAUAAAUACUUUUCUUCAGAUUUUAUUGCAAAAGUAUGUUAAGCAAAGUGACAUUUAAGGAGACUGAUUUUAUUAUUAUUAUUUUUGUACUAGGAAAAACUGAGGAUUAGUGUUGCAAAACUCUUUCUGAUUGGGUAA
Messenger RNA from Gavialis gangeticus (Gharial), 939 nucleotides. Its product is annotated as transmembrane protein 14C-like. Lineage: Eukaryota; Metazoa; Chordata; Crocodylia; Gavialidae. The record is from RefSeq and is a predicted model, not a curated record. Bases 25 to 348 code for a protein of 107 amino acids. Gene Ontology annotation, cellular component: mitochondrial membrane. Gene Ontology annotation, biological process: regulation of heme biosynthetic process. The transcript has 5 exons.